AUGUCAUUGAUUCGAUCAGCAAGUGGCCCAGCAGGUGGUUUAAGCAUCAACACCGGCACUGCUAACGCCUUCCUAUUUACUUGCAUACCUGACUUUGAUAACCUCAACCUCAACCUCAAUCACAACCUCUUCAACCUUCCUCUCACUAAUCCGCGCGACUUUAUCUACAGCGGCGCCACUGCUUCUAAACCUUCAGCUUCUGGCAGUCUCUUUGGUUCAUCUGCCUCUGCCACUCCCACAGCCAACACCAACACAACAGCAGCUCCAGGCGCAACGGGCAACAUGUCUCUCUUUGGCGCAGCGAAGCCGGCGACGGGGGGUCUUUUUGGACAAUCGACUACGGCAAACACAGCUGCACCCUCAACUGGAGGUCUUUUUGGAAACGCCGGCGCUACAAACACUCAGCAGACACAGAGCACUGGUGGAGGACUUUUUGGUAACACCGCCAACAACAACACCCAACAAGGUCAACAGCAGGCCAGCACCGGUGGCGGGCUCUUCGGUAAUGCUGCUGCCAACAACACGCAGCAGCAGGGUCAACAACAGACUGGCGGCGGUCUUUUUGGACAAUCGACCCAGAACCAAAACCAACAACAGCAACAACCUCAGCAAACAGGAGGUCUUUUCGGCCAAUCUACAGCAACAAAUACUCAGAGUAAUACAGGCGGUCUCUUCGGUCAAUCCCAAGCAAAGCCUGCGGCGAGCAACGGUCUAUUCGGCCAAGCUCAGCCUCAACAAAACAACACACUGGGUCAAUCGACAAACCAAGUCUCGGCCGUCCAAAUCAACUACGACAACAUUCGCCCACGAUCCCGCUUCGAUGAUCUCGCCAAGCCUGUACAAGACGAAAUUGCGCUGCUGGACAAGGGUAUCCAGCGGGUUAUCAAGAUGCGAGACGAGAUUGGCGAAUUCAUGCCUCAGCACGAGAAGGAUAUCGAGCAGCUUGGUCUCGACGUAAAAUUUGUCGAGUCCAAAUUCCGAACUGUCCAAGUCGCCCUUAACAACGAUAUCCAGACCGUGAAAGCUCUCCAGGAUCAAACCCGAAAGAACGCCGCCGAUGCUCGACUUUGCUUCCGAGGCGCCGACAAUCUGAAGCUUCCGACACAUUACCACCAGACUGGUCUGUUUGCCAGCCAGGCACCCGCUGCCGACACCAACGGCGCAGACGCUGCAUCCACACACGCAGAUGCGCAGGAUUUAAUCACCUACUUCAACCGCAUCUGUGAUGAUAUUGAGAAGUACAAGACCCGCCUCGAUGAGUACCGCGGCGAUAUUGAGCGAGAUAUGCCCGGCGUUGAGAACGGUCUGUACGAACAGAUUCGGGCCCUGCGCGACCGUAGCGCGGGCAGCGGAGUUGUACAGGAUCAACUCAACGAGGUGUUAUUGGCGUUGAGAGAUACGGGAAGUGCCAUUGUUGCUCAGGCUGGACAAAUUGCCGACACCCGAGAACGACUAUCGCGCCUCCAGGCUGGAAUCGUGGACAGCGGCGUGUAUGCCAUGGGUAUGAAUGCCUAG
Molecule: messenger RNA, 1515 nt
Organism: Fusarium sp. VM40
Lineage: Eukaryota; Fungi; Ascomycota; Sordariomycetes; Hypocreales; Nectriaceae
Source: the annotation of a GenBank genome assembly